AUGCAAAGCCAACGAGUAAAGAGCACGACAAAUAACGUCUUUCAUUUUUUCGAAUACCGACAGCUCGAGCAGUUGGAGAGUUCGCAAUUUGACUCGAUCAUCAAUUUUGGUGAUGACAAAAUGGCAAUUAAAGUGAACCACAACAACUACAGCACAAUACGGAUUGAGACGACGAGCACAUACUUAUACAUCCCAGUUUCAUUCGAAAGUGUUUAUGGUAAAGUCGACGAGUACUGUUACCUCUCUCCUGGGCACAUUAUCACUGUCGAGAGUGUCAACAACGACCCAUUAACAAACAGACUUGUUGUUUAUCGCGACAUCGAAACUAACGGCAAAAGCGAAGUCAUAGAAGUCGGCAAUCGGAUCAACUCAAUUGCGUGUCACGACAUGCGAAUUGCUGUGAGUGUAGAAAACGUUGGGAUAUUGAUAUACAGUGUUGAGGACGAUAUAAAGCUGAUUGCAAAAAUCCACUGUAAGGCUGGUGUGAUCAAAAUACACCGGGACUUCAUCAUCAAUUACGUUGACCACAUCGUCACUGUGAUGGAUCUUAAAAUAGUGUCGCGACGAGAAUUCUUUGACAAUUUGGGUGAUGCGAUCAUUCCAAACACUCAGUUUAGGUGGAAUGCCGUUGAUCUCGACGUUGAAGUCUAUGGCGAGAAGCAUAUAACACACGCUAUCACACUCAUGCAAGAACGUGUUGUUGAACUUGAAACGAUGGUGUUCAUCCCACAAAGAGUUGAAGAAAGGGAAGAAGGUGUACGAGUGGUGUUAGGGUCCAAAUUCAAGCUCGAGGUAUACUACAUAUCAUACACAAACUGUGAUGUUAAAAUUACGAUGAUAUCGUGUGUGGACUUUGGGAAAGGCAAAGAAGAGAAACGAGGGAAGUUUGUUGCGACCCCAUGCCAUGUGCUCUGUGUUCAUGACAUUAUGGGAAUGACUGUUGUAGAUGUCUACCCACUCAGAAAGUACUUCAGCAACACAUACGAAGUUGAGAUGGGUGUGAUCAAUGAGUAUAGACAAGGCGAUGCAACAAGUGACCUCCCUUGUAUGUCACGCAUUUUUCUUCCUGGAAUCACUGACUUGGUUGUUGUGAAUCACAAAGUGAUUGUAGUAAGGAGCAUUGCGAAAGAUGAUGGUGAUAGUGCUUCAAAUGAGGUUUAUAUAUUCGAACCACUUGUUGUCCGUCUGUGCCAAGAAAUUAAAGGAGACAUGGAGCGCACAGUUUCCGACUUGAAGAGAAACAACGACACAAGAGCAAUACAGGCUGCGAUAUCAUACAAGACGUACUAUGAGCUGAGCGUCAUCUUGGAAGCUUAUUUGAGCGAUAUUAGACACUUUAUAAGAAGAAGAAAUAACAAUUGGACGGACUUGUAUUGGCGAGACGUGAUGAAUGACGAAGCCCUUGUUGUGAAAGGUACAUUGCAACAACUAUAUUCAAUUAUUGCUGAAGAACUUUUAGACUCGAAGAAUGGGCAGUUGGCGGCGUAUUACUUUUCGAAAGCAAACACCGAGUUUAGCCGAGUGGUUGACAAAUUUAUAGUGUGUGAAGUGAAGAGUUGCAUCAACUUGUACUUUGACGAAGUCUUUUUCAAUGCAAACAAAGAGAAAGGAGCUGCGUUGAUGGUCACGCAACGAGGAAAGGUAUUCAAACUUCUUGAGAACGAGCCGGAAAAAUUCAUAGAGGUUGCCAUUCAGCCUGUUUUCCUUCAAUAUGCCUCGGAACUCAAUACCAAAAACGAACUUCUUAAACAACGAGAAAAUAUCAAACAGAUUUUGUCGACCAAAAGAAAAGGAACAAAAGAACAAGAAGACAUGUACUUCUUGGAAGCGUGUUGUAUCUUUGCGCAAUAUGUUUUGAUGUUACAAGAAGAACCUGAGAAAGCAAAAGAAAUUGAUUUGUACAAAGAGUUGAACACUCGAUCAAGUAAGAUGCUUGAGUUUGAGGUAUUCAAUAAGUUCAAAUCGACGAUGUUUAAAACUAGUGGGAACCACGUUGAAAAGCAACCGAUCAUGAGUUUCAUUGAGAACACUAGACCACUCCUCUUUGUUGCUUUACUUCAGAACGAUGUGUCACUCACGGAAAAGUACGUUAAUGCGACGCCAGAAAGCGACUUAAUUGAACUUGCUGCAUAUGAAAAACUGUUCAAAGAGAAGGGGAUGUAUGGGAGAGAGUUGCUCGACGUGUAUUGUAAGUUGGUUAAAUCGAAAUUGGAAUACCCCACACACAAAGAGAUUGACAAAAAUUACAAGUUGUCGUUUGAGAGGAUACACGAGCAGACAUGCGUUGAAGUGCCGAAUUGGAUACCUGAGGAAUUGACAAAGAACUUGUACAUCAAAAAGUUGAUAUCAUUGUUGACUCAGACUGAACUCAAAUGCGACUUUGAGACUGAAAGAAAGGAACUCAUUUUUGUGAAGAAGUAUGGUUAUCGCAAAGAGAAAUGUGGGGAGUUUGUCAAGUUUUUGGACGCGAACUACAAGGGGUGUGUUGUGGGGUUUGUGAAAGAAUUUUUUGAAAAUCAGAAGGCGCUCGAACAAAUUGCUGUAGAAGCCCUUGGAUUUGACAAAAGUGUCCGUGACCAGAUAUUCGACAUUGUCUCGUCCCAUAUCAGUAUCAAAUGCUUCUGUUGUAUUGCGGCAAAAGCGCCAGAAAUAGACCUUUCUAUAUUCUUGCGGAAGUGCAUAGGAAGCUCGUUCUACAAUAAGCAUCUGAUCGAUUUAUGUGACUCUUUCCCAAAGCAGUAA
This is a messenger RNA of Entamoeba invadens IP1, 2742 nucleotides long. RefSeq lists its product as hypothetical. Bases 1 to 2742 code for a protein of 913 amino acids. Lineage: Eukaryota; Evosea; Mastigamoebida; Endamoebidae. The transcript has a single exon. The record is from RefSeq and is a predicted model, not a curated record.